AUGUGGCGGUUCAUCUCUCUGGUACUAGGCCUCACAGCUGUCGCAAGCAGCCAACACGAGUACUCGAAUCCAUCGAUAAACUGCAGUGACCUCUCAUCCAGCUUCGUCCGCGAGAAUGUCACCAUACACUUCGCAGACUUCGUUGCUGCCGGCACGAAUAUCACACUUGACCAGACUGGGCUUCUCGCCGAAUGCGAGCGACCAUCUCAAGUUGCUCUUGUCGACCUCUGCCGCAUCGCAAUGAACGUCACAACCUCAGCACGCUCGGAGAUCUACAUGGAAGCCUGGCUCCCCAGCAACUGGACCGGUCGAUUCCUCGCAACCGGCAACGGUGGCCUCGGAGGCUGCGUACAGUACGAAGACGUCGCCUACGGAGCAUCUCUCGGAUUCGCAACCGUAGGAUCCAACAACGGCCAUCAAGGCACCCGCGGUCUAGCUUUCUACCAAAACGCAGACAUCGUCGAAGACUUCUCUUACCGCUCCAUCCUCACCGAAACCCUUGUCGGCAAAGCCAUCACCUCCGCCUACUACGCCAAACCCCACAAAAAGUCCUACUACAUCGGCUGUUCCACCGGCGGUCGGCAAGGCUUCAAAAUGGCCCAGUCCUUCCCCACCCUCUUCGACGGCAUCGUCGCCGGCGCUCCUGCCUUAUCAUUCAACAACCUCUCCUCCUGGUCCGGCCACUUCUACCCCAUCACCGGCUCCCCCGACUCCCCUUCCUACCUCCCACCCUCCCUCUGGGCCGCCGUCCACACCGAAAUCCUCACCCAAUGCGACGGCCUCGACGGGGUGGAAGACGGCAUCCUCGAAGACCCCUCCCUCUGCCACUACAAACCCGUCUCCCUCCUAUGCCGCACCAACCAAUCCUCCACCCCCACCGCGCCCUGCCUCACCGCACCCCAAGUCCUCACCGUCUCCGCCGUACUCGCAGACUACCACGGCGAAAACGGCGCUCUCAUCUUCCCCCGCAUGCAACCGGGCACCGAACUCUCCGCGCCGUACAUCUACUACAACGGCCAAGGUUUCCAAUACACCCUCGACUGGAUGCGCUACGCCAUCCUGCAAGACCCAUCCUGGGACGCCGCUACCCUGAACAGCACUUACGCCGCCAUCUCCGACCUCAUCAAUCCCUCUGACAUCGAAACCUGGAACGGCGACCUCGGCCCCUUCCGUGAUCACGGCGGGAAAAUCCUCCACUACCACGGUCUCGCGGACGCCAUCAUCACGUCGGAUAAUAGUCCACGAUACUACGAACACGUCGCGACGACCAUGAACGCCAGUCCCGCGGAUCUGGAUGAGUUUUACCGUUUCUUCCGAGUGGGAGGUAUGGGGCAUUGUGCGGGUGGAGAUGGGGCGUGGGAUAUUGGACAGGGAGCGGGGGGAUCCACGGAUCCAGAGAGGAAUGUCUUGACGAGGAUGGUGCGGUGGGUGGAGGAGGGAGCGGAGGCGGCUCCGGAGGUGCUGGUGGGGACGAAGUUUGUGAAUGAUACGGCGGAGUUGGGGGUGGAGCUUGAGAGGAAGCAUUGUAAGUGGCCGUUGAGGAAUUUGUGUGUGGAUCCGGGGAAUUAUAAGAGUCCUGAGGCGUGGGAGUGUGUUCCGUGA
Molecule: messenger RNA, 1602 nt
Organism: Zymoseptoria tritici IPO323
Lineage: Eukaryota; Fungi; Ascomycota; Dothideomycetes; Mycosphaerellales; Mycosphaerellaceae
Gene: MgFAE3
Product: putative ferulic acid Esterase/Feruloyl esterase
Exons: 1
Coding region: 1-1602 (533 amino acids)
Source: RefSeq, a predicted model, not a curated record